Molecule: messenger RNA, 2491 nt
Organism: Malus domestica (apple)
Lineage: Eukaryota; Viridiplantae; Streptophyta; Magnoliopsida; Rosales; Rosaceae
Source: RefSeq, a predicted model, not a curated record
UUUUAUUUAUUUAUUUUUUUUUUACUUUAUUUUUAGCAGGAAGAAACAAACAAUUUCUACUACCUUGGAAACCCCUUCAACACGUUAUCUGUCUGCCCUGUCUACCUGUUGUACUUAAUAAAUUAAAUUUAAAGGGCACCAGGUUUCUGCCAUACAAAUAGUAAAUACAAUCAGUGGCAGCUUCCCUCCACUCUCAUGCUGCUUCCAAUCCAACUUUUAUUGGAGAAGGUGCUCCAAUGCAUCCGAUAUUUCUGACGUUUUAGACGUUAUAUAUUUUGUAUAAGCACACAAAAAUUAAGAUUUAACAGUUAAAAUGUUCAAGAUAUGGAUUUAGGCUUUGUCCUAUCAUUUUAGAGCAGCAUACAACUGUUACAUGAUCCGUUUUUAACAUAUCAUUAUGCCAUCGUUUUGUCAUUGAUAUGUAUUAAUACAUUCGUAAAGGCAUAUAAUUGAUAUGUUGUUGUUGAUAUUUAAUUUCGAUCAUUUCAACAACCACUCGUCAAAAUUUUAGCCAAUUACUUUGGACUGACUUACUGGGGUCAGAUGAUACAGUCAAUACCAUUGAAAAUUUUGAAACCCUCUGCGCCUCCGUACCAUCUGAUCUUCUGAUUAAGCCCAGACCGCACCAACUGCACCAAAAAGCACGAGAAGUUUGUGCCCCAAGCAACAGCCACGUCUCUCUCCCUGCCUGCCACCUGUAAUGCUACGCAUUACUCCUCUAAAUGACCAAAAUACCCUCACAAAUUCCUGCCCAAAACCGGCAAAUUUCCUCAAAACGUCAUGCCCUUUUAUGUCCAUCAAAAUCGUCCUCUUUAAAACGUGAUUCCCUCUCUCCCCCUCUGAAUAUCCUCCUCACUCCACUCCGCUUCUCUCCCACAAAAAAAGCACAAAAUCCCUGAAAAAUCAGAGAACCAAACACAACAAAAAAUGGAACAUGCAAAAUGCAGCAGCGGCAGCGGGUCGUCCAAGGCCCAAACACUUCUCAACCGCUCUGCCCAUUGCCUCAGCCGCCGAGAUUUCUCUACUUGCCGCAAGCUCGCUCUUCAAGCUCGAGAAUCCGACCCCUACAACUCCGCCCCCGACCAAAUCCUUGCCGUCGCCGACGUUCUGCUCGCCGCCAACCGCCAAAACCCACCUGACUGGUACUCCGUUCUUCAAAUACCCCGACCCGGACCCGCAAACCCGACUCUCAUCCGGACCCAGUUCGAGAAACUCAGCACCCUCUUGGAACCCGGCAAGAACCGGUUCGCUUUCUCUCAGGAGGCCAUGUGGCUCAUCAAGAAAGCCUGGUCCGUACUAUCGGACCCGGAGAAGAAAACCCAUUUCGAAAACGGGUCUGAGGAAGGGAAAGAAAGCGGAAAACAGAGAGAGGAGAGGGGAGGAAUUGUGGGUAAUGGGAAAAAUGGCGGAGGGUAUAAUGGGGGAAAGACAUUCUGGACUGUGUGUCCGUACUGCUAUUAUAUGUUUGAGUACGAGAAGGUGUAUGCAGAUUGUUGCUUGAGGUGCCAGAAUUGCAGGAAAGGUUUCCAUGGAGUGGCGAUAAAGCCGCCGUCAGGGGAUGUGAUAGUGGAGGGACAGGAGCAGUACAGUUUCUGUUUUGGCUACUUUCAAAUGGGGUAUAUGGACCCGAAUUCGAAGAUGGAAUCGGAGGUAGUUGACAAGAAAGACGAGAAUGUGGUGGUGAUAUCCGAUGAUGAUUCCGAUGAGGACGAUUUCGGUGAUGGUAAUGUGGGUUUUGAGGGAAUGCAUGAGGAAGUGGUGAGGAGUGGGAGUCAUGGAGCUGAAGGGAAGACGCCGGUGAAGAGGGUGAAGAUUCCGGCUGGGCGGAUAAAGAGCACGAAAUCAAAGUCCGUGGCGAGGAAUACGAAGAAGAUAAUGGGGAAUGGGAUGAGGAGUAGGAGGAUUGAGUUGGAGGAUGUUGAGAGACUGAAAUGUGAGGACAUGGAGGUUGAAGAGGGAAAUGGAGUUGGUGAGGGAGAGGGGGGUAGUGGGAGUGGUGGAACGGGAGGGAUAGAGUUUUUUGAAGGAGAAGAUGAUAUCUUUGUUGGAAUUGGGGAUAGUCCCAUAUGAAAGGAAUGCACGGCUUUUCGGGGUCGUUGAAGGAAGCUUUCUGAAUGGUUGAGGUAGCUAGUGGAAGGGUUUUCACAGUUGAAAGGAGACUGGAUGAUGACUCAAUGAACCAGCUUUCUAUAAUCAUAUGUUUCAAUACAAUUAUAAUGGCGGCCGAUCCUGGACUGGACUUGGAAAGUCAGUUUGAUAAGUGUUUAUUCUUGUUGGAUGUGACUAAUGUAGUUAGCCUGUUAAGAAGUUUAAGAUAUCUCCAAGAUGAAUUAGACAGAAAUCUGUAUAUCGCAUUGACAAAAUUUGAAGAGUAUGAGUUCUUUGAAUUAGAAUUCGAUUUGGGUUUUUCUAGGUUGGGAAUUGGGUUCUGGAUUUUCUGCUAAAUGAGUGAUUUCCAUGUACUGGACACUUCUUGAAAGAUAGUAGACAA